GCAGGCCUCAGGUCUCCCGCAGCCAACAUGGCGGCUCUCUGUGUGUUCUGCGGCACAGCAGUUUCCUACCGCCUCUUUCUUGGGAGUAGGGUUAGUCUUGCCCGGGGACAAGGCCUCUGGAAAGCCGCGGCUGCUGAGUUGCAGACAGGUACCGGAUCCCAGAUCUUAAGGCUAAGACAUACCACAGUUGUAACAACAAAGAAAAAUGUUGCAGCCUUGAGACGUGAAACUUACACAGUGGAUUUUAUUAAAAAGCAGAUUGAAGAGUUCAACAUAGGAAAGAGACAUUUAGCCAACAUGAUGGGAGAAGAUCCAGAAACUUUUACGCAAGAGGAUAUUGAUAGAGCUAUUGCUUACCUUUUCCCCAGUGGUUUGUUUGAGAAGCGAGCCAGGCCAGUAAUGAAGCAUCCUGAACAGAUUUUUCCAAAACAAAGAGCAAUCCAGUGGGGAGAAGAUGGCCGUCCAUUUCAUUUUCUGUUUUAUACUGGCAAACCAUCGUAUUAUUCAUUAAUGCAUGAAGCAUAUGGAAAGAUACUAGAUGUGGAAAAACAUCAAAAUCAAUUGCGAGCCCGAAAUCUGUUUUCAGAAAAAACUAAAACCAAAGACCUGAUUGGCAGCAGAUGGCUCAUUAAGGAAGAACUAGAAGAAAUAUUAGUGGAAAAACUGUCAGAUCAAGAUUAUGUGCAAUUCAUUCGGCUGCUAGAAAGGUUAUUGACAUUGCAGUGUGGUGCUGGUGAAGAAGAAUUUGUGCAGAGGUUUCGUAGGAGUGUAACUAUUCAAUCAAAAAAACAGCUGAUUGAACCUUUGCAGUAUGACGAGCAAGGGAUGGCCUUCAGCACAAGCGAAGGUAAAAGGAAGAGUGCAAAGGCAGAAGCAGUUGUGUAUGCACAGGGAAGUGGAAGGAUCAAAGUGAAUGGCACUGAUUAUCUGCUUUACUUCCCAGUGACCCAGGACAGAGAACAGUUGAUGUUCCCUUUUCACUUCCUUGACCGGCUUGGAAAACAUGACGUGACCUGCACAGUCUCGGGUGGCGGGCGGGCGGCGCAGGCCGGAGCCAUACGCUUGGCCGUGGCGAAAGCCUUGUGCAGCUUUGUCACCGAGGAAGAGGUCGAGUGGAUGAGACAAGCUGGACUGCUUACUGCUGAUCCACGUGUCCGGGAACGGAAGAAGCCAGGCCAGGAGGGAGCCCGCAGAAAGUUCACCUGGAAGAAGCGCUGAGUGUGUUUUCGCAGGAAAGGAGAGGAAGCGCUGUGGGUGUGUGCCUGGCAUGCGGCAGACGCACAGUCAAUAUUUGCCUGCCAGUGUGAGGGCAACACUAUCAGACAUUUGUGUUGUGAGAUGAUUUAUUUUUAAAUGCUGCUUUGUAAAGGUUACCUUUUAAAAAUAAUUUUUAAAAAAUG
Diceros bicornis minor is the source of this 1400-nucleotide messenger RNA. RefSeq names its product mitochondrial ribosomal protein S9 (gene MRPS9). NCBI's taxonomy places the organism in Eukaryota, Metazoa, Chordata, Mammalia, Perissodactyla, Rhinocerotidae. The coding region runs from base 28 to 1218 and encodes 396 amino acids. Gene Ontology annotation, biological process: translation. Gene Ontology annotation, molecular function: structural constituent of ribosome; RNA binding. The transcript is spliced from 11 exons. Gene Ontology annotation, cellular component: mitochondrial small ribosomal subunit; ribosome. The record is from RefSeq and is a predicted model, not a curated record.